Messenger RNA from Aspergillus heteromorphus CBS 117.55, 1509 nucleotides. RefSeq names its product alpha/beta-hydrolase. NCBI's taxonomy places the organism in Eukaryota, Fungi, Ascomycota, Eurotiomycetes, Eurotiales, Aspergillaceae. Bases 1 to 1509 code for a protein of 502 amino acids. The record is from RefSeq and is a predicted model, not a curated record. The transcript is spliced from 7 exons.
AUGGUUCAAGCGGCGGCAUUGGGAUGGCUGGGAUGGCUGGGAUUGGCAGGCGUGGCCCUGGGUACCUACGCGCCUUAUUAUGCGAACCUCACUUGGGAAGCGCCCCGGGCUCUGUCCAACUGGUCGAAUCUGACGGUCGAGAAUCGGACGGGGACGUUUGUUGGCAUGCUCAAUGAUACCUACCCAGGAGUUCGCCAGUUCUCGAGGGUCCCCUUUGCUAAGCCUCCCAUGUCCGACCUCCGAUGGCUCCCUCCACAGCGGCUGGACAACUCCAGUAAGAAGUACGACUCGACCUUCUAUGGCCCAGCAUGUCCCCAAUAUGUCCCCUCGACUUCUUCGUUUUGGAACGAAUAUGAACCGGAAAACCUGCUGCUUAGUGUUGGAGAGAAACUCGAUCAGGGGUCCACUGCCUGGUCAUCCGCCGAGGACUGCCUCUCCCUGGCAGUCUGGACUCCCUCCUAUGCCACCAAGACAUCACAGCUUCCGGUUGCCUUGUUUGUCACGGGUGGAGGGGGUAUUACAGGGGGCAUCGAGAUUCCGUCUCAGUUGCCUUCCGCAUGGGUUUCGCGUUCCCAGGAACACAUCGUGGUUACCAUUAAUUACCGGUCCAAUAUCUUUGGAAACCCCAAGUCUCGGGCUUUGAACGAGACCUCCCUCACGCUGCUGGAUGUCCGGGCUGCUGUGGAGUGGGUUUCCGAGAACAUUGAAGCUUUCGGAGGCAAUUCCGACAAUAUCAUGCUCUGGGGACAGUCCCAAGUUGCCCUGCUGACGCACUUGUACACGCUCGCAUGGCCGGAGGAUCCCUUUGCGGCCAAAUUCGGAGUCAUCUCUCAAGGGGCCUCGGCGACCAUCAACCUCACGACCACACCCGAUGUCUACCAAGACUUUGAUAUUGUGGCGAAGGGUCUUGGAUGCAACUACGGGGAUGAUGCAGAGGCUGAGCUCAACUGCAUGCGCCAGGUCUCGUGGGUGCAGAUCGAGGAGUACAUCAACCGCUACAACAGCACACCGUCAAUUGCCUUCACAAACUACAUUCCGGAUGAGCGAUACAUCUUCUCCGACGAGGCGCAACGAUAUGCCGAGCGCAAGGUUGCUCCGGGGCCGUCGAUCCGGUCUGACACUGCCAGAGAAUUCCCCAGCGCAAACACUACUGAGAUCAACAUCGAAGAAGGGGUGCGCAACUUCACCAACAUCAGCCCCGUGCCCUGGCUGGGCGCAUUCCACUGGACGGAUCUGCUGAUGAUCUUCGAAACAUACAUUCUCGAUGUGGGAGAGAUCUCGGAACUGGAGGUAGACACCUCUGCCACCAUGCAGGACUACUUUUUGGCGUUCUUGAAGAACUCGUCGACCGUCGGCGAGACUGUGGGAUGGCCAGCCUUCCUGGGCAACUCCACCGAUGGUGGGACAAUCCUGGAAUUCGGCAAUGGGACGACCGUCGGGAACAUCCCCGGCGACUGGCUGGAUGCCGGCUGCUACAAUUCCUCGAUCCCGUUCCGGAUCUGGGGGUGA